Molecule: messenger RNA, 300 nt
Organism: Microdochium trichocladiopsis
Lineage: Eukaryota; Fungi; Ascomycota; Sordariomycetes; Xylariales; Microdochiaceae
Product: U6 snrna-associated sm-like protein
Exons: 3
Coding region: 1-300 (99 amino acids)
Biological process (GO): mRNA splicing, via spliceosome
Cellular component (GO): U6 snRNP; U4/U6 x U5 tri-snRNP complex; precatalytic spliceosome
Molecular function (GO): RNA binding
Source: RefSeq, a predicted model, not a curated record
AUGUCGAACCUCAAUAGCUACAUCAACAAAAAGGUCCUUAUCAUCACAGUCGACUCGAGGACGCUGCUCGGCAACCUCCUGAGCUAUGACCAGAUGACCAACAUCGUGCUAGGGCAAGCCACAGAACGCGUCAUCCGGACUCAGGACGACGAUGAGCCCUCAGAAGAAGUGGCCCUUGGCCUCUACCUCGUGCGGGGCGACAACGUGUGCCUCGUAGGCCUGGUGGACGAGCCGCUCGACGAGAGCAUCGACUGGACAAAAGUCAAGGGCGCUGCCAUCGGGACGACGAAACAUUCAUGA